AUGCACUCCACUUUUCAGUGUGUGCGCUAUCCAGGCUGUAAACAUGGCACAUGCAGACAGCCAAACCAGUGUAUAUGUGACGAUGGCUGGGGUGGUCAUUUCUGCAAUGAAGAUUUGAAUUACUGUACGCGACACAGGCCAUGCAAGAAUAGCGCGACGUGCAGGAAUACAGGACAUGGACAGUACACGUGCGAGUGCCUGGAUGGAUUCACUGGGACAAACUGCGAAACUCGCCUUGAGAACUGCUCAUUACAGCCGUGCCUAAACGGAGCCACAUGCAUUGAUGUGCGUGGAAAUAACUAUACUUGCAUAUGUCAGUGGGGUUACACAGGCCGAUAUUGUCAGAUCCGCGCCAGUUCGUGUUCGGAUAAUCCAUGCCAGAAUGAUGCGAUUUGUACUGAAAUUGGUCCUGGGUCUUUCCUCUGCAAUUGCCGAGCUGGUUGGAGGGGUACCAACUGUGACAUCGAAAUCAGACCAUGUGAUGGAAUUCACUGUUUUAACGGUGGGUCAAUUUUUUUUUUCGAUCCAGUAGUUACGAGGUUUUUUCUUUCGACUUUCACUAUUCAAAAACAGCUCAUGUGGUCUGCUGGUAAUACUAGAAAAUACAUGAUUUGUUCCCUUAGUCAGUUUCUUAUGGCCACAGGCUGA
Messenger RNA from Gongylonema pulchrum, 648 nucleotides. The record is from the annotation of a GenBank genome assembly. NCBI's taxonomy places the organism in Eukaryota, Metazoa, Nematoda, Chromadorea, Rhabditida, Gongylonematidae.